AUGGAUGCUUAUUCAGGUUACAACCAGAUCUUCAUGCACCCCGAAGAUCAGGCCCACACCUCUUUUAUUAUGGACCGCGGCCUCUACUGCUAUAAGGUGAUGCCCUUUGGCCUCAAAAACGCCGGGGCUACUUAUCAGCGACUGGUGAACCACCUCUUCGCCCCACUGAUUGGCAAUACCAUGGAGGUAUAUGUCGAUGACAUGCUAGUCAAGAGUCGCACAGCUGACAAACACAUCCCCAACCUCUCUGCCAUGUUCACCAUCCUGAAGCAGUACAAAAUGAGGCUUAACCCCACCAAAUGUGCAUUCGGGGUGGCUUUCGGCAAAUUCCUUGGCUUCAUGAUUAGCCAGAGGGGUAUUGAGGCCAAUCCAGAAAAGAUCCAGGCCAUCUUAGACAUGACAAUACCUAAGACGGUCAAGGAUAUCCAAAGCCUUACAGGGCGUGUCGCAGCCCUGACCAGAUUUAUCUCCAAAGCCACUGACCGCUGCGCCCCAUUCUUCAAGGCCCUUAAGGGCACCAAGCGAAACAUCACCUGGACUGCUGAGUGUGAGACGGCUUUCAGCGAGCUCAAGGAGUAUAUGGGCCGAGCCCCUUUAUUGUCAACCCCUGAGCACGGAGACAUCCUCGUGAUUUAUCUCUCCGUCUCAGUUUCGGCAGUUAGCUCUGUGCUCAUCCGAUCAAAAGAUAACGCGGAACACCCAGUGCAUUAUGUUAGUAAAGCAUUGCAGGAUGCCGAAAAACCAGAAACUUCUGGGAGGCUGGUUAAGUGGGCCAUUGAACUUGGCGAGUUUGAUAUUCAUUACAAACCCCGCCCGGCUAUAAGGGGGCAGGCCGUUGCUGACUUCUUAUCUGAAUUCACGGAGCCCCAAGCUUCAGCAGCUACCCAGCUCAUAACCAAACCCAAUCUCCCUCCGAGCCAGGACCACACCGCCAGCAAAGGCACUUUCGACCUGACCCAGCCCCUAUGGACUUUAUUUGUGGAUGGCUCUUCUAAUGCCCAGGGGUGUGGGGCCGGCCUCGUUCUCAUCUCUCCAGACAAGGUUGCCCUCGAGUACGCCCUCCGCUUCAAAUUCCAAGCCUCCAACAAUGAGGCCGAAUAUGAAGCACUCUUAGCUGGUCUUCGACUAGCCAAAGAGAUGGACGCCAAACAAAUUCAGAUAUUCAGCGACUCACAGCUCGUGGUCCACCAGGUCAACCAGGACUUCACGGCCAAGGAUGCCUCUAUGACGGCUUAUCUCCAGCACGCUCGGCACUUGCUGACAACCUUCCACGCCCACUCUAUAAAACAAGUGUCGCGCUCAAAGAAUAGCCAUGCCGAUGCAUUAGCCAAGUUGGCAUCAGCCUUGGAGCAGGGAAUAGGUCGCCACAUCCACAUCGAAUUCUUGGACCAGCCCAGCACACAAGCCCCACUCAUCUGCACCAUUGAUCACAGCCCUACAUGGAUGGACCCCAUCCUCCACCUUCCUUACCUCCGAUGCCUGACUCCAGAGGAGGGUCACUAUGUCCUCCGAGAAAUCCAUGAAGGCAUCUGCGGCAACCACUCGGGCGCACGCUCACUGGCCCAUAAGGCAAUCCGCCAAGGAUACUUCUGGCCUUCACUCCACACUGACGCCCAGGCCUUCACCCAGAAAUGCGACAAGUGUCAGAGAUUUGCCAACAUUCCACAACUCCCGGCAGAACCAUUGACUGCCAUGGUCAGUCCUUGGCCAUUUGCCCAAUGGGGACUGGAUCUCAUUGGGCCGAUGCCAGAGGGCAAGGGCCAAGUCAAAUAUGCAGUUGUAGCCGUAGACUACUUCACCAAGUGGGCUGAGGCCGAGGCCUUGGCCACCAUCACUGCAGCCCGCAUCGAAACCUUUGUGUGGCAAAGUAUUGUAUGUCGCUUCGGCAUCCCCAACUCCAUCGUCACAGACAAUGGCCGGCAAUUUGACAAUGCCAAAUUCAAACAAUUUUGUUCUAACCUCAAGAUUCGUCUGUGCUUCGCCUCCCCAGCCCAUCCUCAGUCCAAUGGCCAGGUCGAAGCCGUGAACAAAAUUAUCAAGAAGACCCUCAAGACAAAACUUGACAAAGCCAAGGGCUGCUGGCCAGAACUACUCCCGGAAGUACUCUGGUCCUACCGCACCACCUUCCGCACAUCCACCGGUGAAACGCCGUUCUCCCUAUCAUUUGGAACCGAGGCCGUGGCACCGGUAGAGAUUGGCCAGCCCACAUACCGAACCUCCACUUACGAUGCCAAGGCCAAUGACGAGCAGUUAGCCCUAAACCUCGACUUCAUUGACGAGCUCCGUGACCAAUCAAGCAUGCGCAAUGUCGCGUACAAACAACGCAUCGCCAAAUACUACGACUCCCGAGUCAAGCCCCGCGCUUUCAAAAUGGGGACUGGGUCAUGCGCAAGGUUUCCUUGGCUACCAAAAAUCCUACCGAAGGUACCCUCGCCCUACAUGGGAGGGUCCUUAUGA
Prunus dulcis (almond) is the source of this 2457-nucleotide messenger RNA. RefSeq lists its product as uncharacterized. The transcript has 3 exons. Gene Ontology annotation, molecular function: nucleic acid binding; RNA-DNA hybrid ribonuclease activity. Bases 1 to 2457 code for a protein of 818 amino acids. The record is from RefSeq and is a predicted model, not a curated record. Lineage: Eukaryota; Viridiplantae; Streptophyta; Magnoliopsida; Rosales; Rosaceae. Gene Ontology annotation, biological process: DNA integration.